This is a messenger RNA of Bombina bombina (fire-bellied toad), 1942 nucleotides long. It is a transcript of the gene LRRC47, whose product is annotated as leucine rich repeat containing 47. Gene Ontology annotation, molecular function: protein binding; phenylalanine-tRNA ligase activity; RNA binding. The coding region runs from base 13 to 1722 and encodes 569 amino acids. The record is from RefSeq and is a predicted model, not a curated record. NCBI's taxonomy places the organism in Eukaryota, Metazoa, Chordata, Amphibia, Anura, Bombinatoridae. The transcript is spliced from 7 exons. Gene Ontology annotation, biological process: phenylalanyl-tRNA aminoacylation.
CUGGUACUAAAUAUGGCUGCGGAACUAACAGAAUGGCCCGAGAUCCAAAAGGUUGAGAGCGAGAAGCGGCGCGAGCUGGUGUUGCAGGGUCUGGAUGAGAAGCUCCGCAAGAGCGAUGGGCAGCUCCCCCAGCGUUUAUUUAACCUGACCCUCCUCAACUACCUGGAGGUGAGCGGCUGUUCAGAGCUGCGGGAAAUCCAGGCAGGGUUGGGCCUUUUGAUUAACCUGCAAAGCCUGGUGCUGUGCCGCAAUAAGCUAAGAAGCCUUUCCCCAGCUCUGUGCUCGCUGCGCGCCCUGAAGCUACUUGAUGUGUCCGGGAACGAGCUGGAGGAGCUGCCGGCUGAGCUGUGUCAGCUGUCCGAGCUCUGCACAUUAAAUAUCAGCUGGAACCGUCUGCGGGAGCUGCCCCAAGGCCUGGAGCGCUGCACUAAACUAGCCGUACUGAAUAUGUCCCGCAACCUCAUCACCGCAUUCCCCCAGGGGCUCCUGUGCCCCCAACUCGCUCUACUGGCGACCAUCUCUGCUGCAGACAACCAUAUCCAGGAGCUGGGAGUGGAGAUCAGCCACCUGACGGGGCUCAAGACUAUUGACCUUUCUAACAACCAACUCACUGAAAUCCCAUGUGAACUUGCAGAUUGCUCAAAGCUUAAAGAAAUCAACUUCAAAGGCAAUAAGCUGAAAGAUAAACGCCUGGAAAAAAUGGUCAACGGUUGCCAGACAAAAUCUGUACUGGAGUAUCUACGAGUUGGUGGCCGUGGGGGCGGUAAAGGUAAGGCAAAGACAGAAAACUCGGCAAAAGAGGAAAUGAAAGACAAAAAGAAAAAGAAGGAAAGAAAACCGAAAGGUUCCGGAGGUCGAGAUGAUGAGGAAGAGGUAGAAGAGGUGGAUAAAAUGAUGCUUAAAAUCCUUCACAUUUCCGAGAACCCAGCUCCACUCACUGUUAAAGUGAGCACCACUGUAAAAGAUGUACGUCCGUAUAUAGUGUGCUGUGUGGUGAAAGGAAUGAACAUGAAACCAGGAAACUCGCUGAAAAGGUUUUUAAUGGCGCAGACCAAAAUGCACGACGAUCUCUGUGAGAAAAGGACUUUAGCAACUAUUGCCACCCAUGACUUGCGCACGGUGAGAGGACCUUUGUCGUAUGACGCCCGCCCUCCUAACGAAUUUAAGGUGGUACCAUUGGGUCGCAAUGAGAUAAAGGCAAAUGAACUUGUUCGGCAACUUCAGUUUGAGGCAGAGGAGCAAAGGAAACAGAAAAAACGUCAAAAUGUGUCUGGCCUACACAAGUAUCUCCAUUUAUUGGAUGGCAAAGAAAACUACCCCUGCUUAAUAGACGCUGAGAAUAUCGUCAUCUCCUUCCCACCAAUUACCAACAGUGAAAAGACAAAGAUCCGUAAAACCACUCAGAAUUUGCUUCUAGAAGUAACCAGUUCUGUUAGCCUGCAGACCUGCAAGGAUGUCAUGGACGCACUUAUUAUAAAAAUGGCUGAACUCAACAAGUUCACAAUGGAAAACAAGGAGCCAGAAAUACUUUCAGACUCAGAGCUUGAAAUAGAAAGUAAUCUGCAAGAACCUACAGCAAAUCAAAACCCUGAAACAGAGACUGGUUCUCAACUAAUUUUAGAGCAAGUGCGUGUUACAGAUGCUGAAGGAAAUCUAAAAGUUGUAUAUCCCUCUAAAACUGACCUGCAGAUGAAUUUGUCAACUUGCAUAAUUGUGCGUUGAUUGCAAAGCCCUGCCCAUGAAGGAUUACACGAGCUUUUCUCAUUAUGGUUAAAUAGCACUUCCAUUGUUUAGUUUAAAAAUAUUUAUUUUCUUACUGUUUUAUGUGAGUCCUGUUGCUGCUUUUUAUUUUCAUAAUAUGUGUAAAUGCUCAGAAUGUUUCCUUAAUUGUUCCAAAAAUAAAUUUUUGGACAAUAAAUUUAAGAACCUCUUUGUAAAAGUC